Messenger RNA from Schistocerca americana (American grasshopper), 4173 nucleotides. RefSeq lists its product as uncharacterized. NCBI's taxonomy places the organism in Eukaryota, Metazoa, Arthropoda, Insecta, Orthoptera, Acrididae. The transcript has 20 exons. Bases 80 to 4015 code for a protein of 1311 amino acids. The record is from RefSeq and is a predicted model, not a curated record. Gene Ontology annotation, biological process: carbohydrate metabolic process.
CUGCGGAUUAUAAAUACCGCGGGCGGUGGCAAACUGCCAGAGGCGUGCAGAUCCCAGGCAGAGCAUCGCCGGCAGGGACAUGGGCAAGGCGCGGACUAUCCUUCUUUUGGCAGCAGUGGCAGCCAUGGCGGGUGCUGCGACGGCGCAGUUGGCGUGGUGGCAGUCCGGCGUCGUCUACCAGAUCUACCCCAAGUCCUUCAAGGACAGCGACGGCGACGGAGUCGGCGAUAUCAACGGUGUGAUUGAGAAGCUGGACUACCUUAAGAGCCUGGGUAUAGCGGCGAUAUGGCUGUCACCCAUUUUCAAAUCUCCGAUGGCUGAUAAUGGAUACGACAUUUCGGACUUCCGAGACAUCGACCCGACGUUCGGCACCAUGGCGGACUUCGAAGCGCUUCUGGAAGCUGCCCACGAGAGAGGUAUCAAGGUGGUCCUGGACUUCGUUCCCAACCACUCCAGCGACGAGCACGAGUGGUUCAUAGCUUCUAGUGAUCCAACACACGAGAACUACGAGAAGUACAAGGACUACUACGUGUGGGUAGACGCCAAGGAAGACGGAUCAGUGCCCAACAACUGGCCCAACCAGUUCGACCAGCAGACGGCGUGGGAGUGGAACGACGCCCGCCAGCAGUACUACCUGCACCAGUUCCACAUCAAGCAGCCCGACCUCAACUACAGGAACCCUGAGGUCCUCGCCGAAAUGGAGGACGUGCUGAGGUUCUGGCUGGACAAGGGCGUGGACGGCUAUCGCAUGGACGCGGUGCCGCAUAUGGUGGAGAAGGCCGGCUUCCCAGACGAGAUCCCGGGCGACCCUGGCCAGCCGUACAAACAUCAGCCGGAGACCUACGUCAUCAUACAAGAGUUCCGCUCCGUCGUCGACGAGUAUGAUGACAGGACGAUGAUGACCGAGGCCUACGGCACAGUGGACCAGAUUAUGGGCUACUACGGUAACGCGACCAAUCCGGGGGCUGACUUCUCCUUCAACUUCGUGCUCAUCACCGACCUCAACGCCGAAUCCACUGCCGAGGACUUUGUCGAAAUCAUCGGUAACUGGAUCGAUGUUGUCAACCAACGUGGAGUGUGGUCCAAUUGGGUGAUCGGCAACCACGACCAGCAUCGCGUGGCCAGCCGCUACAGCCCAGAGCUGGUGGACGGCAUGAACAUGCUGGUGACGCUGCUGCCGGGAACCGCCGUCACCUACAACGGGGAAGAGAUCGGCAUGGAGGACAACUACAACAUGACGUGCGAGGUGGCGCACGACCCUCAAGGCUGCUUGGACGGCGUCACUCUCGGGAACUCCAGAGACCCAGAGAGGACGCCCUUCCAGUGGGACGACACCAAGAACGCCGGCUUCAGCACCGGAGACUCGACCUGGCUGCCAGUGAACGAGAACUACGUCACGCUGAACGCCGCGGCCCAGGAGCAGGCCGAUAGGAGCCACCUCAAGACCUACCGCCAGCUGGUGGCGCUGAGGCAGGAAUCAGCUGUGCAGACUGGCGCCAGCGCAGUCAAGAGUUCCGGCACCGUCUUUGCGUUCUCCAGGACUGCGACUGACGGCACCGAAGUGGCUGUGGCUGUGAACCUGAGCACCGAACCAGCCAGCGUGGACCUCGUCAGCGUGCUCGGCCUGUCCAGCAGCUCUUUCGUCGUCAGCGCCUCCAGUAUAUCCAGCCCACUGCUGCAGGGCUCGGCGGUGGACGCGUCUUCGCUGACGCUCUCUGGCCACGAGUCUGUCACCAUCAUCACGGCGCCGGCCAAGAUCCGGAGGAAACUGGCGAUGUCCGUGGCAGAGGCGGCAGGAGCCGUAUCUUCUCUGACGCCGAUGGAAGUGGCCACCUCUUCGCCAUUGUAUGUGGCAUCUUCUGGAGCGUUGGUUGUGCGACCCCCCGUCUGGCGCCGGCCGCCGCAGCGUUGGGGGCGUGCACCAGACAUCACGGGUAGCGCAGCAGAGGAGGGGCCCGGUUCCGGGUCCGACGAAUUCUGCACAGGUGGAGUGGCGCAGUGUAGUAGUGGAUGUCGUGCCCCCGCGUCUUCAAAAACAUCGCGGGUGUGGGAGUCUUCAUUGCGGCGACGUGCCUGUGGCCCUGCAUGCUCGGCGUCAUCGCUGUUGGACUGCCGUCGUCCAGCUAUUGAGAAGCUGUUGCAGCUGCCGGAAGGUCCCUUCGUAUUUCAGAACGAUCGGCGGAAGUGGCGCAUCCCUCCUUGGCGCCGUGAAAGGGCGCGGUGGUUCCUCUGGGGCAUCCUCAAGGGCAAAAAAAGUGUUGGCAGUGGAUUCCGGCUCGUGGGUGGACAGCACCCGUCGGCACGCUUUUUAAGAGUCAGUGACAUGCUUAGGGUUCAGGCACUUCUGCUGUUUGCGGCAGUGGCCGCUAUGGUGGGCGCCACAGCGGGACAGCUGGCGUGGUGGCAGUCCGGCGUCAUCUACCAGAUCUACCCACGGUCCUUCAAGGACAGCGAUGGUGAUGGCGUGGGCGACCUCAACGGUGUGAUUGAGAAGCUCGAUUACCUUCAGAGUCUAGGAGUAGCAGCGAUAUGGCUCUCACCCAUCUACAAAUCCCCGAUGGCGGACUAUGGAUACGACAUAUCAGACUACAGGGAAAUCGACCCUCUGUUCGGCACUAUGGAGGACUUCGAGGCCCUUCUGGAAGGUGCCCAUCAAAGAGAUAUAAAGGUGAUCCUGGACUUCGUUCCCAACCACUCCAGCGACGAGCACGAGUGGUUCAUAGCUUCCAGCGACCCAACACAUGAGAACUACGAGAAGUACAAGGACUACUACGUCUGGGUGGACGCCAAAGAAGACGGAUCAGUGCCCAACAACUGGCCCACUCAAUUCGACCAGCAGACGGCGUGGGAGUGGAACGAGGCUCGCCAGCAGUACUACCUGCACCAGUUCCACAUCAAGCAGCCCGACCUCAACUACAGGAACCCUGAGGUCCUCGCCGAAAUGCAGGACAACCUACGGUUCUGGCUGGACAAGGGCGUGGAUGGCUACCGCAUGGACGCGGUGACGUUCUUGGUCGAGGCGGAGGGCUUUCCAGAUGGGGUCCCGGGCGACAUAGAGCAGCCGUACAUGCACCAGCCUGAGUCCUACGUCAUCGUACAAGAGUUUCGCGCCGUCGUCGAUGAGUAUGACAACAGGACGAUGAUAACCGAGUCCUACGGCACAGUGGACCAGAUUCUGGGCUACUACGGCAACGAGACCAAUCCUGGGGCUGACUUCUCCUUCAACUUCCUGCUGAUCACCGAUGUCAACGCCAGCUCCACUGCUGCGGACUUCGCUGAAGUCAUCAGCAACUGGAUCGACAUUGUCGACGAGCGGGGAGUGUGGUCCAACUGGGUGAUCGGCAACCACGACCAGCACCGCGUGGCCAGCCGCUUCAGCCCAGACCUGGUGGACGGCAUGAACAUGCUGGUGACACUGCUGCCGGGAACCGCCGUCACCUACAACGGAGAGGAAAUCGGCAUGGAGGACAACUACAACAUGACAUGUGAAAUUGCUACAGACCCUGCAGGGUGCUGGGACGGUGUCACACUCGGCAAUUCCAGAGACCCUGAGAGGACGCCCUUCCAAUGGGACAACAGCACGAAUGCGGGCUUUAGCACAGCUAACGAGACCUGGCUACCAGUGAACGAGAACUACGUCACCCUCAACGCUGAAGCUCAGGAGGAAGCUGGUAGGAGCCACCUCAAGACCUACCGCCAGCUGGUGGCGCUCAGAGACGAACCAGCUGUGCAGACUGGAGUGACGGCCGUCAACAGUUCCGCCCAAGUCAUCGCUUUCUCCAGGACUGCAGAUGACGGCACCGAGGUGGUGGUCGCCGUGAACGUGGGCGACCGGCCGGACGUGGUGGACCUCUACGAAAUGCUCGGCCUGUCUCAGAGGUCCUUUGUCAUCAGCGCCGCCAGCGUAUCCAGCAUUCGACAGCCGGGUGGGCCAGCGGAUCCCGGUUUGUUGGUGUUCUCUCCUCACGAAUCCGUCACACUCAUUUCGAUGCCAGUGGAGCUCGAAGAGUACUAAGCGAGCUGUAGCGACGUGUCACUGUCUCGACGUAAUGCCGACUACUCACUAGCUACCGCCUACCUGAUACAAAUACAGUUCUCGAGAAUUUAUUUUGUGAUGUGCAUGUGUGUCAUGACGUUAACAGCUAUCGUUUGACAAAUAAAUAAGUACGCUUU